Molecule: messenger RNA, 5897 nt
Organism: Meleagris gallopavo (turkey)
Lineage: Eukaryota; Metazoa; Chordata; Aves; Galliformes; Phasianidae
Source: RefSeq, a predicted model, not a curated record
AUGGACUUUGAGUUGAAAAUUGCUGUUUUCAACGUGAAUGAGAUGGAACGGGAAAAUGUACAGAAGAGGACCUUUACAAGAUGGAUAAACCUACAUUUGGGAAAGUGCAAACCUCCUCUGAAAGUGAGAGAUUUGUUUAUGGAUAUACAAGAUGGCAAAAUCUUGAUGGCACUACUGGAAGUCCUGUCAGGACAAAAACUGAUGCAUGAAUACAAAUCUUCAACCCAUCGCAUUUUUCGUUUGAACAACAUAGCCAAAGCACUUAAGUUCCUGGAGGACAGUAAUGUAAAGCUUGUUAGCAUUGAUGCAGCAGAAAUAGCAGAUGGAAAUUCCUCUCUGGUACUUGGACUAAUAUGGAAUAUAAUACUGUUUUUUCAGAUUAAAGAGCUGACAGGCAACCUCAACAGGAACUCCUCCUCGUCCAGCCUCUCUUCUGGGCCCAGCGGGCCGGAGUCAGACACAUCAUACCCCAGCACUCCUAACAUAGAAAGAAGCAUGUCUGUCACAGUGAAGGAUCAGCGAAAAGCCAUCAGAGCCCUUUUAUUCUGGGUUCAGAGGAAAACCAGAAAAUACGGUGUUGCAGUUCAGGACUUUGCCAGCAGCUGGAGGAGCGGCCUUGCCUUCUUAGCUAUCAUAAAAGCAAUAGACUCCACUUUGGUAGACAUGAAGCAUGCAUUGGGAAAACCAGCUCGAGAAAACUUGGAGGAUGCUUUUAGCAUUGCACAAAACAAGCUGGGUGUUCCUAGGCUUCUAGAGCCAGAAGAUAUAAUGGUGGAAUCCCCCGAUGAGCAGUCCAUUGUGACCUACGUGGCUCAGUUCCUUGAACACUUCCCAGAGCUGGAGGGAGAAGACUUUACAGAUCCUGAGAAGGAGCUUCCAAUUGAAUCUACGUAUGUUCACAUUAAAGACACGCCUUCAGAAAAGGAAAGCAAAAUCUUGAUUUUAAGGGAAAGUGACAAAAAUAUGUACACUGUUAAUCAUGAAAGGAGUCACCCUGCUCCUCCAAAGGUUCAUAUUCAUGAUACCCCUGAGAGAAUUCUGUCAGAAACCGUUCCUGAAGCAUGUAAUGGCAAAUUGAGUCAAGUGUCAGGUGAUUCUCAGGAAAUCUCUGAAAAUGAGCCACAAAGACCUACUUCACUGGAAAUUACAGGAUCUGUCAGUUAUGAAUCAAAUUCCUCCUGGGAAGUUCUUAGUGAUAAGUUGAUGCCAGGUGAUGGUGGCAUAGCUGAUGAUCCUCUGAAACAGAGCGAUGACCUUUCUCCGGCUGUUCUGACAGAUCAGAAAAAUUCCGUUGACUCUUUUGAAGACUAUUCUGAAGAAUUAACAAAAGAAACCUAUACUGAAUAUGACAAUGAAACAAAGAGCCUUUCAGCCAAUACUUCUUCUUUAAGUCCAUUGUCUUGGACUUCAGGUAUACUUACAGAUGAAUCUAUAAAUAAAGUAGAAGAGAGCAAUUCCCAAAAUUCAAUUAUUUUACCACAAGUUACCUCUAAACAAGAAGAUACACAUAAGUAUGUUCUUCACCUUCUAAAUGAGGAAGUACUGAAACAGCCAGAAAAUGAACAUACAAAGCAAUCGCCUGUUUUGGAGACAACAGAAAAUAACCAUUGUUCAUUGAAUGGUUCUAAUCUCAAAAGCCAAGAAAUAUCUACACUGCUAGAAACGCCUGAUGACUCUCUCUCAGAUGGACCCAAUAAUGGAGAAGACUCAGACAGCUGUGAUGGAGAUGAGUCUUCUGCAGAAGUGCUACUCAGUUCUUCAAAAGUGUCUGUAAUACCCCAUGAUCUCUUCUAUUAUCCACAUUAUAACGUUCCCAUAUCAGCAGUUUUGGAUGCUUAUGUUGAGCCUUGUCUUGAAAGAUAUGAUACUGAAAAUGACAAAUUUUUUUCUGAAACAGUAACAGAUAUUUUACAUGAGAAAGGGAUACUGGCACAGGGCUACAAGGAGGAUGCUCCAGAACCAGGCUUAGGGAAUAAUCAUGGUGUCCCUUCAUUGGAAAUGGGUACUGAGAAUGGAGAGGAGGAAACAAUAGAUAUAAACAGUCAUAGCAGUUCUUUCUAUGAAAAAGAAGUGCCAUUACUAAUAGGAGAGAUAGAAAUUGAAAUAGACAGCCAAAAAGCCACUGGCAAUGAAGAUUCCAUGAUUCUACAGCAUCCUGAGGCCAUAGGAGACGAUCUAGAUGACUUUGCAACGGCGGGAAUAAGACUGGAAGAUAGUAGUAAUGGGGAGGAAAAAAAGGAAAAUACGAUGGAAGCAGAAGACUUGCAGAUCUCAGAAGUUGGGCAUACUACGCUGUUAGAUGAUGAACUGGAAGAAAUUGCUAAUAGCCAGGAGUUGACCAGAACUUGUGGCAAUGCUUCCAACAUUUCUCUCCGAAAAAGGUUUCCUGAUACUUCUGAGAUGGAAACCUCUGGUAAAAAGGAUCAGAUGAUGACAGAAAUGGGUGAAAAUCUAUUGAUCACUGGGAUGAAAAAGGAUGUGGAAACACAUAAGACUGCAGCACCUCCUUGCCAGACUCCAAGUGUUGAGCAAUCAGAGUUAUUCUACUACAUCGUUUUCCUCUGGGUGCUUGUCUACUGCCUUUUAGUCCUUCCACAGCUUUUUAGCUUCAAAGUGUGAUCUCUGUGAGGUGUGUAAAAAUAAAAGACGGUGGCUUGAUUGCUUUGUGUAUCUACAUAUAAGUAUGUUAUUUCAGGUGAAGCACAAGCAGAAAUAUAGGACCUGGUAUUUGUAUUUACUAUCAGGUUCUCCUCGGUUCCUCUACUGUUGUGCUAUGACAAUGUCUAAGCACAUUUUAUAAUAUGACACUUGUGUAAAUAUAUAUAAAAAUGACCUGAUUCAGUAGCUGCAAUUUUGUACAUUUGUGCCUUGCUUUAUAAGAUGCUAAAUAAAAAUGGAUAAUUAUCAGUAGAACUAUGAACAAUUCAGAGCUCUAGUCAUCAAAAAUUAUUCUUCUGGCUUCAUUUACCUGUGAAGGGCCCAACAGCAGUGGAAGACUUGUUGUUGGCUUGUCCAUGAAUCUGGCCCUCCUGCAAGAGCAAGGCUUGAAAUGCUCUUUUUCCAUGGAGUUCUUUGAGAGAGGUAGAGGUAGAGCAGAGUUGGAGCUGAGACAUUCUCGCUGCAGGAAUUUAACUAUAAUCCUAGAGGCAGUCCAGUGGAGCAGCAAAAUCAGGUGGAGGGUUAUUUGUGGAGGGAAGAUUGUUUUUUUUAGGAUGUAAAUUCAUUUUUAUUCAAAACCUGUUAUGUUUAAAUUGCAGGAACAAAUUGGGUGUGGAGCAGUGGGGGAUCAUGUGAGAAAUCUUAAUCCAGAAAUUUCUGUGCAGAGUACCUGAAGAAAUACACUUUGUAUUUACUGAUGGUGGCCAUCUUUGAGAAAGAUCAGGAUCAGAUAGGUGGUUUUUGUUUGUUUUUAAUACUGUACCUCACUGCUUGUGAGACAGCAUCUGAUUUGGUUUUUCUGAUGCUUUUAUUUACCAGAUCAUGUGAUCAUUUCUGUCUUUUAAAGAUACAAAAUAUGGUAGGUAGUCUAACUUCUAAGGCUACCGUUGAAGCACAAGUGCAUUGCUAUGAAAGGGUUAGCAAUAUUCUUUAAGUGUAUAAAUCAAUGACAAGAGUAAAACUCAAUAUAGAUAAAUACUGACAGCCUUUGUUUAUUCUCUAGUUUAACUGGAUAGACUUCUGUGCACAGACAUAGUUAAGCCAUUUCUACCUCUUAACUUUUAGCCACAUCAGUGAUCACUUUAGGGUAUUUGAUUUAGGUUUUUAGCCAGAGGAAGGGUACCAGUGCACUACAGGGUGAAAGAGAAGUCUUCAAAUUCAGUUCAAUUGCAAUAAUUUCUUAGUUGUCAAUGGAGAUUAUCUGGAGUUCAAUUACAGUCUUUUUGGAGAAUUUUACCACUAUCAGAGUUCAGUCAAAGAGAAUCAUUUCCAUUUUGUCUUCUCUCUCCUAAGAAAAUGAAUUGGAAGGAGAAGAUCUUUGGAUGUCUCACCUAACCCACUGACAUCCAUAAAGAAUGGAAGAGUAGGCUAUUAACUUCCAAGAAGGAGAAAACUCAUCAUUUUUUUUCUUCCCUCUUGCUAAUAGUCAGUGGCUCAGGCAGCAAAACGAGCAGUUUAAAUCUCAGAGAGCAUGCAGCAAUUGUCUUGAUCAUUUCAUCCAUCUUUAAGCUAAUAUAUACUUUCCAGCCUGGCGUGAGAAAAGAUGGAGAUUGCAGCUUCUUUCUAAAGUUGGUGAAAAUAAUACUAAAUAAAUCCAUGAUACUUGGUAUUUGGCUGCUUUCCAUUUGGAUUUGCCUGGGUUUUUUUUUGUUUGUUUUUGUUUUUUGGUUUUGUUUUUAUUUGUUUGUUUGUUUGUUCUUUACUAUAACAGAAGCAGUCUACCUUAUUCAGCCAUUUUGUGGGUUAGAAUGUCCAGAGUAAUAGAGUUACAAAUAGUACUGCUGUGGCCAGCUGAUUGUGGAAACGGACUGAACUCUCAAAGAGUUCUGCCUUUAUCUAGAACUGAAAAAGAAGGAAGGAAAGAAAGAAAAUAUACAAACAAACAAACAAACAAAUAAAUAAAAGACAACUGCAUGAGCAGCAGCUCCUCCUACUUAAAAUGUCGUGUAAGCCUGCAUCAUUCUUCCACAGUUCAGAAUCUAAUCCCUCAAGUGCCCUCCUUGUUCUGUAAAUGUUGCUCCUUGUUGGUCUUUGUGUGCCAUUCUUAGCUUACAGUCUAAAAGCCUGACUGUGAAGCGUUCAUUGCAGCAAAGGGUUUUCUAAUGUGCUGACUUGAAGACUGUGACUGUCUUGAGGCAUCUGAGAUUUUAAAGGCUAGUGGGCCAUCUUUUGUCUCACCAACAGAUAUGUGCAUGGUCUGAAUAAGGAGGUUUUUCCUGAAAAAAAGGCUUGGGUUUUUGAAAAGUGCGAAGCUUGAAGUGACCUCAUUUGGUACUUUGAUUUAGUAGUGGAAUUCAGAUAUAUAUGGGUACUGAUCUGUUAAGACCAUUUAUAAAAUCAGUUCUUGUUGAGCAAGUGUAUGCAUAGUAAGGUACUGUGAAGUGUAAGUGUUGGGAAGUGCUUGUAGAUUACUGGAUAAAAGGGUGUUUGGUGUUCAGAGAAGCACCAUUACAGGCUGCAAAACAGCUGUAACAGGAUGUUUCAAUGUUACUGCUGUUGUGUAGCUUAACUGCGAAGUGUUUCAUUGCAAUUUUAUAGAAAGUGAGAGAAAUGGUUUAGUAUUAAAGACAAAAGCCUGCUAAACGUUUAUGAGGCAGAUGUCUUACAGCUGAAGAAAUGAGUUAAGCAAUCACUUCAUCUACAAACUGAAAAGAAUGCAGCCUGUGCCAGGUUGUAGGAAAUGAUCAGGGCAAGUACAGAUUGCAGUUAGAAAAGAAAAAUAAAAGAAAAAAAAGACAAUCGCUUUUUCAACGCCAUGAAUGUUUUUGAUAGAUUGAGCUCUAAAAUGUAUUUUAACUGAGUUUCUAGAUUAUAAUGAAUGUGUCUACAGAAUUUUAUGCAAAGCUUCAGAGUUCAGCUGUUUUAAAAAGAUGUUUUUUUAUAUAGCGGUGAUUAUUUUAUCUAUAUAUUUAAUAGAAUUGUAAAACCAUUUUAAGAAUACCUGUAAAACUAUGUGUAUGUGAUAUGAUUAUUUAUUAAUUAUGACUCACAAGAAUGAACAUUGAGCUAUGCAUCAGUUGGAUCAUCCAUUUGGAAAGUGGAAACUGCAAACAGAGGAAGAGCUGAACUGUAGACUUGAAAGACGUGGGAAAUGAUUUGAAUACAACUGCGUGAUUCUUAGAGCUGCAUAGCUAUAUAUCAUUUUGUGAUGUUAAUUUUCAUAGGUUGCAAAUUAUAUUGAGUGAUCAAGCUUCUUUCUUCCAUUAAAACUUCCUGAGGCUGAAAUUUCAACAUGUUAA